Molecule: messenger RNA, 2052 nt
Organism: Penicillium soppii
Lineage: Eukaryota; Fungi; Ascomycota; Eurotiomycetes; Eurotiales; Aspergillaceae
Gene: fos-1
Product: sensor histidine kinase/response regulator Fos-1/TcsA
Exons: 2
Coding region: 1-2052 (683 amino acids)
Biological process (GO): phosphorelay signal transduction system; phosphorylation
Molecular function (GO): phosphorelay sensor kinase activity
Source: RefSeq, a predicted model, not a curated record
AUGCCAGUGGAUCAGAUGCUCCACCUCAAACUCGCCGAUUGUCCAGUGAAUAAUAUUAUGGUGAUCACUCCUCCAGACGAAGUCGACUUGAAGUUUGAGAAUCAAGGCUUAGAUGCGACCGCUUUAAGUCGUAUUUAUCGACUUACACCUAAACCUACGAUUGUGUUGGAUCGCUCAUUGCGAGUAGUCGAAGUAUCCAACAGUCAUGUGAACAUAUUUCAAUGGUCACGAGAUCAGCUCUUGACGUCCAACGUUUACGAUCUUUCGCCCUCCAUCCUUCCAGCCCCCGACAUCCCUACCUUAAGUGGUGCCAUUGGUGCUGCCAUAUCAACUCGCGAAGUGCAGGUCACCAAGUGUGUUCACGUGGCACGAUGUGAUGCCUUUUUUACCCUCGAAGUAACCCCGAUCUUUGAAAAUGACACCUUCGUCUACAUGCUUCUGGAAGCUCAGCGGACAUCCAAUCGAAAAUCGAAUCCCAUCAACGAACAGACAUAUCUGAACGAAGCCUACAAAAUUAUGGUUGAUACCGUGAGGGAUUAUGCCAUCUUUAUGCUGGAUACCCGGGGCCAUAUUGCGACUUGGAAUUCUGGUGCCGCUAUCCUCAAGGGCUACACCUCAUCUGACAUUGUUGGAAAGCACUUUUCGGUCUUUUACGGUCGCGAGGACCGUAAAGCCCAGAAGCCCGCCCGCGAGCUGGAGGUCUGUCUACAGGAGGGGAAAGUCGAGGACGAGGGUUGGCGUUACCGAAAAGAUGGUACUCGAUUCUGGGCCAAUGUUAUGAUCACUCCGAUCUAUCAGAAUGGCACCCAUGUGGGAUUCGCGAAGGUUACCCGUGAUUUGACUGAACGCCGGGCAGCGGAUGCGCGCUUGAUCGAUGCGUUUGAAGAAUCCGCCAAACUUAAGUCCGAGUUCUUAGCCAACAUGUCCCAUGAAUUGCGCACACCGAUGAAUGGGAUGUUCUUGGCUUUGACCAUGCUAUUGAAGACCGAGCUGAACCAGGAACAGCGGGAAUUUGCGUCCAUCCUAGAAGACUCAACUUCUAUCUUGCUGCAGGUCAUCAAUGAUGUGUUGGACUACUCCAAAUUAUCAUCGGGAACAUUUUCUUUGAAUACAGAAGUUCUCAACAUCCCCGAUGUGAUAGCUGCGGUGGUCCGCAAUUGCGAUGCGGCGGUGAAACCCGGCGUUAAACUCACGCCAACCGUGAGUAAAGGCUUCCCUCGAGCCAUCAAAGGCGACCCACUACGAUUUCGACAAGUUCUGCAAAAUUUAGUCAGCAACGCAGUUAAGUUCACCGAGAGUGGUCACGUUCGGAUUAAUGCAACCUACGCCGAAGAUGAAAAAGACCCUAAUGUAUAUCUGAUCUCCACACAGGUUGUGGACACGGGCAUCGGCGUACCCGAAGAUGCUGCGAGUACACUAUUUACCCCCUUCACGCGAUUUGCGGACACAGCAACUAAGCAGUAUCAGGGCACUGGCCUUGGUCUGUCGAUCUGCAAAAGCUUGGCCGAAUUGAUGAAUGGAGCCGUCGGAUUCCACGCAAAUCCAGACGGACCUGGUAGUGUGUUUUGGAUGACAGCUAAAAUGGCGCGUUUGGAUUCAUCAGUCUCCCCAACAAGACAGAGCCUGCCAUCGGUCACCUCCGCUUCAUCAGAUCCUUCUGAACAGCUUCGGAAGAUCGCCCCACUCAAGCAUAUUCUUCUUGUCGAAGAUAACAAGGUCAAUCAAACUAUUAUGAUGAAACUUCUUGGGAGCCUUGGUUUCCAACUGGUCGAUGCCGCUUGGGAUGGCGCAGAGGCAGUGCGAAUGGUCAAGCAGAAACCCCUCGCGUAUAGUCUGAUAUUGAUGGACAUCAACAUGCCGGUCAUGGACGGAUUGGUAGCGACGGAGCACAUUCGGCGAAUCAACCUCGACGUUCCCAUCCUCGCAUUGACAGGCAACGCUCUGAAGGGAGAUGCAGAGACAUAUCUGGCUAAGGGGAUGAAUGAUUAUAUCGCUAAGCCUUUGCAUCGACAGCAGUUGGUGGAUUUGUUGUGGAAAUGGUGCGGGUCCUGA